Molecule: messenger RNA, 1269 nt
Organism: Frankliniella occidentalis (western flower thrips)
Lineage: Eukaryota; Metazoa; Arthropoda; Insecta; Thysanoptera; Thripidae
Gene: RsfS312
Exons: 4
Coding region: 100-969 (289 amino acids)
Biological process (GO): negative regulation of ribosome biogenesis; negative regulation of translation
Cellular component (GO): mitochondrion
Molecular function (GO): ribosomal large subunit binding
Source: RefSeq, a predicted model, not a curated record
UUGGAAACGUUUUAAGGUUAUGGUUUCGUGUGUUUCGUCGUCGGUUCCCCUCACUUGUGUUUUUAACUGAUAUUGAUCAAGAUUUAUUGACUUUUGAUCAUGUUUGUACGAACGGCCGUUGUGAGGCUCCUCAAUCAGUCGAGAACAAUGAUUGGCACAAGUGAACAUGGUCGCGCUUUAAAAUUAGUAUACUCAAAUGUGAUAUGCGGUGUUGACAGACUCAGUUCUGCUCCCACAAGGUGUUAUUCAGAAAAUAGCAGCAAAAAUAACAAGUCUUUUCCGCAGACUGAAAUAUCUCGAGAAAAAAAAUCACUAGCAGAAGAUGAAAAUGUUGAAAUGUUCAAUUUGGAGGGAGAGCGUAAAAAAUUACAACAGGCCACAGAUUUGUCUAAAUAUGAUGUUUUCAAGGAUGAAGAUUCACAAUUAAUCUUAGACGUUGAAGAAGAAAAGACAUUUUCAAGAAUAGCAAGAGCUGUACAGCCUGAGAGAAACGAGUUUGAUGGGGUGUCUCUUGAACGUGGGGUCCAGGGAGUAUUUGAUGUUACUGAGCUGGUGUCAAUUCUUAAAAAGCAGAGUGCUCAGGAGGUUGUUGUUAUUGAAAUGGCGACAGAUUUAGGAUAUGCAGACCAUAUGGUUAUUGUGUCUGGAAAGUCAACUCGUCAUUUAAGGGCCCUAGCUGACUAUGUUCGCAGAUUAUUUAAGAAAAAAAUGCAUCCGGAUGACAAAAUUCCAAUAAUUGAAGGGAGAAGAAACAAAAGUGAUGAGUGGCUUGCUCUUGAUUUGGGUAAUAUUAUUCUACAUAUAUUCUCUAAAAAGACUCGUGAAGUCUAUGACCUAGAAUCAUUAUGGACACUGGGCCCAGAAUAUGACCCCCAUCUCAAUGCAGUUGAAGAUCCUUUGGAUGCCAUAAUGAGCAAACAUUCUACCUACCUAGCUGAUCUUGAGCCUGCAGAUAAUAAAUCUAUGUAGCUAAAUUUAUUGUGACCAUGAAAUACUUUUGAUGGGAAAGCAUAUUUAGGUGUCAAAAGGUGAAAACUGUUGGCCUGUAGUCAUUAUUAUUAACUUAUAUAACUUUUAUUUAAUGUACAUACAACAACAAAAGACCACUAUCUAAAAAGUUUUAUCUCUUCCAAAUAAUCAGCAGUAAAACAGGCAUAAUAUAACAUUCAAAGAAGAUAGUUGAAAGUGACUGUAUUAAAAUAAUACUCUGGAAAAAUGGCAUGGAGUUCAUUUUUUAUGAAUAAAGAUUUUCUAAUUUCAACUACCUUA